Molecule: messenger RNA, 3129 nt
Organism: Styela clava
Lineage: Eukaryota; Metazoa; Chordata; Ascidiacea; Stolidobranchia; Styelidae
Product: caspase recruitment domain-containing protein 11-like
Biological process (GO): regulation of apoptotic process
Molecular function (GO): protein binding
Source: RefSeq, a predicted model, not a curated record
UCAAUGAUUAUAUUAUAUCGGUGGGUGUGAUGCAGGCUUGAUUACCGCUUAAUGAAUUUCGAAUUAGAUAUUUGCAGAAAAUCGCGUUGGAAUUGUAAAUUAUAUAGAAUGCUUCGGUGUAUAUCACACCUAAGAUAAUUAAAAUGUGUUCGCUGUCAAGCGGGGAUGAAAGUGACCCCGAAGAAAUAGACUGGACAAAAGAAUUACAAAGUAAUAGACUAUUGAUUGUAAAGAAUGUGGAUUACAUAAAACUGGCACCUGCCCUACAGGGCGCACUAAUAUUCGAUCGAGAUGACAAUGAACUUAUCAGCAACCAUGUUUUGAAUCCAACAACCCUGUCAAAAGCAAACGCAAUGGUGGACAAACUUCUACGCAAAGGAAAAGAAAAUUAUGAAAAAUUCAUGGAGAUCAUGGGAGGAUAUUAUCCGAACGUUUACACAAAGAUAACCAAUCGGGACCCACCUCCACCAUCUGCCGAACAUGCCGCACCCGAGGGUGUUCACGGCGAAGUUCUGAGUUUUGUUUUUGCAAAGUUGUCGGAAACGAGGCAAGAAUGCGAAGGACUAUCGAUGCAUAAUAAUGCAUUACGCCAACAAAUAACGAACUACUCAACGGAGCUCGAACAACUUAGAGACGCCACAGGAAAAUUUGAAGCCAGACAAGAACGCUAUGAACGAUUGGAAAUUGAUAUGGAGACUUUGAAAAAAGAUGCGGAAAAUAUGAAAUCCGAAUACUACAGAGUUUGCAUGAGACUUGUCAAUACAAGUGAAGAAAACUCAAAACUUCGAGAACAGAAUAUGUUACUCAAAUUAGAGAAUGACAAAUCGGUGCAAGACCGAAGAAAGCUCGAAAAUAGAAUCAAGUCCGAGAGAUCGCAUUCCGUUCGAUUACGUCAUCAACUCGAUACAGUACCAAGCGAAAAAGAUCUUAAGAAAAUGCAGCAGGAAAUUCAGGAUCUCAGAAUCAAAGUUGUCCAGUCGCACGAUACAACGGUGAACAAUUCGGAUGAGAGCGUUGAUGACAGAAUAGAGAUGUUGCAAAAUGAUUUACGCGAUGCCUUGGACCAUUAUCAAGAAAUGUCUCUCAGUUUAAAUAAAGUCAGAGAAGAACUUAGUGAAUCCGAACAGAUUCAAAUGAAGUACCUUGAAGACAAUGAGACUUUGCAACUACAAUGCACUGCAUUGACCGAUGAUUGCAAAAUGUACAAAGAAAGGUCUGACAUUGUUUGGGAGCAAAAGAAAGAAGUUGAGAAGGAAAGAGAUCAGCUUCUUCGGGAACGAAAUGAAGCCCAACUGACUUUACAAAGUUACAUGGAUGAAAAAACAAAAUACCGAUAUAAAAUUCAUCAGCUGGAAGAUUGCCAAGAAAAAUUAACACAGGAAUUGAAAGAAAAUGAAAAUAUAAUCAAAGCUUUGAGAGAGGAGUUGAAUCCUCCCCCGCGUGAAACCACAAAAUCGCUACCUUUGGACUUAAUUCAACAGCUGCCGAGUGACAUUGAUGAAAAAGAAUCUCUGUCAGAAACUCUUGCUAUGCCGAAAAGAAGAGACAGGAGUGAACGAUCCCCUGUACGACGACGUGCAAUGAAACCAAGUCAUUCACCUGCAAGAUCAAGAGAGAGAUCUUUAACAGAUUUCAUCAGAGAGGAUAUAUUUCACAAACUUGUUCAUAAAGAUGGACGCGUGUAUGAGCUCAAUAUUUCUGUGAAAAGUAUUCAAAAUCAAGUAGAAUUUGUUGGAGGAAACGAGACCGGAAUAUUUUUUGGUGAAGUUGAGAAAGGUUCCUACGCUGAUGUUAUCGGGAUCGUACCCGGUAUGAAACUAUUGAAGAUUGCCAUGAACGAACGAAGCAUUAGAGAACUCCAUCUGAGGAACUGUACUCUGGAAAACGUCAUCAAUAUUUUCCAAGAAAUAGGGGAUUCUGUGACGAUCUCUAUCCAAUACAAAGAAGAACAAUUUAACCAACUUAAGCAAAGAUGUAAAAAUGGGAAAUGUUCAGGAGAUUCCUUUUACGUGAGAGCAAAUUUUACUCUAAGAAAAGAAGGAUUCUUGCAAUUCGAAAAAGGAACUGUACUUCACGUUGUUCACACAAGGUCACCAAAAAAUAAAAACUGGAUUGCUCGCAUUGUUGAUCCAUACAGUGGCGAAGACACCAUAAGAUCCGGUGUGAUACCCAGCUAUAGAAAUUGUAUUUCCAACAGCCAAAUAUUCAAAAGUCACCAAUCUCUCAAUCGGCCUCUAAGCGCGAUUGAUCUGACAAGAAUUUUUCGGUCUGCAACCGUACCGCAAGAAUCCUCUGCCCAUUUGACAGCGGAUGACGUAGUUAGUCGAUUGAAGUGCUCUCCGUACACAGUCGUAAAAAAAGCUCCAAAAGAAAAAGUCCAUUAUCGUCCAUGCCUCUUUGUCCCAAGAAGUCUUUCGACUGUGUUAAGUUUCAAGCUAACAACAAUGACCGAACCGUUCCAGUUUGAUCUGCCCAAACCAGCUUUAGAAAAGUGCAACGAAGAACAAGCAUUUCGUCGUGUGGUGAACACCGAGGCUAUUUCUUGUAAAUGCAUCAAUGAUGAAAAGUUCGAAUUUGUGACAGUCGAAGCUGUACAGAAAAUAAUAAGCAAUGAAAAGCAUUGCAUUUUGCCCUACAACGAAAAACCAAUGUCAAUCGAAAGUUUUGUCACAUUGCUGCACAUAAAAGGAAUCUAUCCCAUCAUACUUUAUCUUACUGCUGAAAAAGAGAAAGUAAUCAAAUUUUUAUUACAACCCGAACAAAAAGACUUGACUUCAAUGUUUCAAGAUAUGAGAAAGGACAAACUCUUGCUCGACAAGGCAGUUCCACAAUAUGCAACAGUCAAUCUUGAAAGGUGCACCAGAUUAGAAGAAGCAGUUCAGCAAGUAAUGGAACUGGUAGCAGACGAAACAAACAAAAUUAUUUGGAUUUCAGGCAAAUCUGACGUUCAGAUAUAAGAUUGAAAGUAUAAUUCCUGCGCAUGAAACCGAACAAAAUCUAAUAUAUAUGGCAGAUAAUUUCGUAACAUAAAAACUUUUUUCGUAUAUAUAUAUUCUGUUUUAUAACAUGUAUGAAACUUUUCCAUUUUCAAUAUAGUAUCUAUCAAGUAGGCAGGCAGUGAGUAAUAAU